Messenger RNA from Anarrhichthys ocellatus (wolf-eel), 3660 nucleotides. RefSeq names its product mannose phosphate isomerase (gene mpi). NCBI's taxonomy places the organism in Eukaryota, Metazoa, Chordata, Actinopteri, Perciformes, Anarhichadidae. Gene Ontology annotation, biological process: GDP-mannose biosynthetic process; carbohydrate metabolic process. Gene Ontology annotation, molecular function: mannose-6-phosphate isomerase activity; zinc ion binding. Bases 67 to 1335 code for a protein of 422 amino acids. The transcript is spliced from 8 exons. Gene Ontology annotation, cellular component: cytosol. The record is from RefSeq and is a predicted model, not a curated record.
GAGAAAGUCGCGAGUCGAGUCGUGACGUCACCAAAACGGUCUGACAAGCUGACGUAGCAUCCAGCCAUGGAGGAAGUGAGAGUGUUUCCCCUGACCUGUGCCGUGCAAAACUAUGCGUGGGGGAAGGUCGGGCUGGACAGCGAGGUGGCCAAACUCGUGGUCGGUGGAGACCCAGUAGCUGUGGUGGAGGAUGGCAAGCCCUACGCAGAGCUGUGGAUGGGUGCCCACCCAAAAGGCGACGCCCAGAUUAAAGACAACCGGAUCGCACAGACCACGCUGGGCCAGUGGAUCGCCCACUUCCCUGCCUGCCUGGGUUCUAAGGUGAAAGACACCUUCCAGGGUCAGCUGCCCUUCCUCUUCAAAGUCCUCUCUGUCAAUACAGCCUUGUCCAUACAGGCCCACCCCAACAGAGAGUUAGCUGCUCGUCUCCAUGAUCAGUUUCCAGAGCACUAUCCAGACAACAACCACAAGCCGGAAAUGGCCAUCGCUCUCACCCGCUUUCAGGGCCUCUGUGGCUUCAGACCAGUGGAGGAGAUCCUGGGAUACCUUAAAUGUGUCCCAGAGUUCCGUGCUCUGGUGGGCAACGAGGCAGCGGAGGAGCUGCGGUGCAGCGUGGGAGAUGCGGUUCACACGAGCCAGAUGCUGAAGAAGUGCUUCACCAGGAUGAUGAACUGCGAGAAGAAGGUGUUCGUAGAUCAGCUCAACAUGCUGUUCAAGAGAGUCACUGAAGAGGGUGCAGCAGGGAAGGACACAUCGAGCAGCAACGGUGACCUGCUGCUCCGUCUCCACUCCCAGUAUCCCGGAGACAUCGGCUGCUUCUCCAUCUACUUCCUGAACUACAUAGUCCUGGAUCCAGGACAGGCCAUGUUCCUGGGAGCCAACGAGCCACACGCUUACCUUUACGGAGACUGUAUCGAGUGCAUGGCCUGCUCCGACAACACGGUGCGGGCCGGUCUGACACCGAAAUACAUCGACGUCAACACGCUGUGUGAGAUGCUGAACUACAGCCCGGCGCCCGCUAGCUCCAAAAUCUUCCCGUGUGUCCAGGACGCUUCAGAUCCCUGCGUGUCUCUAUACGACCCCCCAGUGCCAGACUUCACUGUUAUGAGGAUACAGGUCCCGGCCUCGGUGAAGCAGUACACCGUUGCUCCGGUCGACAGCGCCAGCAUCCUCCUGGUCAUCGAAGGCGACGCCGCGGCUACCUCUGCCGCUGCCCUCUCCGACGUCUCGCUGAGGCGGGGCACCGUCCUGUUCGUCUCGGCCAACGAGAGCGUCUCCCUGCACGUCACCUCCAAGUCGGGGAUGACCAUGUUCCGAGCCUGCUGCCUCCUGUAGCUGUGAGUCCGUGUGUGUGAACCCUCAUGCUACCUGUGUUCUUGUUUCCCUCCGGUGUGACUCAGAACGGUCUGCACUUUUUAGAAGGUAGUAUGUUAAAGGAGCUUUCAGACAAUGAGUAGAUGCCUGUUUGUGCCCGCUGCUCCCCCCCCCAUCCCAACCUCAACUUUAGCUUUAAAGUCCAGCAGUGAUUCACUGCUAAUUUGUUUUUACUGUCUUUUUUACCUGUAGUGAUGCAAUUACAUCUUAUGAAAAGAAAAAAAGCAGAAGAUGCGCACAUCCAAAAUUCUUUGUAGGUGCUGGAACGAGGAAAGCAUACUAAGAUUAAAAAGUAAAAUAUGUCCACAACACUGAAUAGGACCCAAUAUAUAUUAAAAUGCACAUGAACAUCUUUAAAUUGACCUUUGUCAGGCUCAAGUUGAGGGUUCUUGAUGAAGAUCCAGCAUUCAAAAUUGCAUGGAAGUUUACACUCGACCUCGAAAAGAGCAGUUGAGAAAACAACCUCAUGAGGUUAAUUUUGUAGCCGUUCUGGAGCUCACAGUCCUUUAAGUGCUUAGAAGAAUUAAAAAUGUCUUCAAUUCCAUUAUAACACCCAUCUACUGAUGAAGACCUUUGGGUAUGAUCGAAAGCUCUGGAACGGCUAAUAAAUGAACCUUUUGGUGAGGUGGUUUUCUCACACCAUCCACUGAUGAGGCCAGUGAGACGCUGUUAGAAGCCUGGAAAAAUCCACCAAAUGAACCUCAAAAUGUUUUCAAUGUUUAUUUUAAAUGAGUUGUCCUUCAGUGUUUCUGACAUGUUUUCCUUUUUAUUCCUAAUGCACUUACAGCUGCACGUUUUUAUCCUAUUGUUACACAUUCAAACAACACUGGAGCAGUGUGUGUGUGUGUGUGUGUGUGUGGGGGGGGGGGUGGUGGUAUGUUUACAGCGGUGCAGUCCUACAGGACCACCUCGUUGAGGACUGAGCAUGUCCGUUAUAUGAGCCAGCAGUUAGUCUUUCUAAAAAUCACUGGUGCAACUAACUGUUUUUAUCAUUUUAGUUUAGCUUGAAGAAAUAAACAUUGUUCGUAUAUAUCAACCGUAUAUAGUGUAAUACUGAGAUGCCUGUGCAUGUUUGAUUUACAGCAGUAAGACAGACCCCAGAAGGUAGUACUGCUGUAACUGUUACCAGCACAUGUGGAAACUUCAAGUAGAGAACAAUCCUAAAGUUAAGACAACAAAGAGCUACAUGGGAAUCAGGAAUGCAUAUUGAUUAAAACUUACAUACGACUAUAAAAUGCACUAAUGCUGCUCGUUACAGACUUAUACAAUUUGACCCGAGCCCGUUAACACGUCCACGUCUUCUACAGUAGUACAACAAAUCGCUGCAUUCAAUUUUAUAGUAUUAUUGGAACAAACGUCUGUAUUUCUGAGUAUUUGAAACCGUUUUUUUUACAGACUUUGCAUGUUUUGCGGAAUCUGAUGUACCGAUUCAUCAAUACGUGACAUUACAAAGUAAGAGAGCUGAACCCUGAAACCUGUAUUAUAAAGGUCUUACCUGUAUGUUGUGAUGUCAUGGGGUGACUGGUUUAUUGUCACAGUAAAAAUCUUUUAUGCUCACUUUAUGGUAAUGUCACUGGAUCAUUUCAGUACGGUGCAAAUAUUCCAGUUGGUACCGGGGUCAGUCUGAAUUCAGCCAAUCAGGAAGUGGAUUUUCUUGUUGUGAUCAUUUUUUAUAGGUUAUCUUGAAUUAUAUAUUUGAGAAUGAAUGCUCUCUCUGCCUGCCAACCUACCAGUGAGUAGAUAUGUAUCAGAGUGAAUGCUUUUACCUACUUCAUGACCGCAUUAGUGAUGUAGGUGGAUCUCUGAGCUUGUCCCCAAUAUACGUAGAUGCACUAAACCUUCAGAUGUUUGUUGUUGCUGAAACUGUUGAAAAAUGGAAGAAUAUUAAAGAGAUAGGACGUUUAUAGUUAAAAUCAUCACAUUUUUCAUUAAAGAACCAUUAGCUCAGAUUAGAGUCUCUGUAAUUACAGAACCUCCGGUUAUUUUUGUCAAAAACAACCUAAUAUUUGUGACCUUCUUGUAGAGGUUAGAGCAUUUUUAACUUACUUUAACUAUCACACACCUUUGUCACUGAUCUUGUUUUGAGUCACCUUUUAGUUUGAAUACUGUACUUUGCACAGGAAUCAAUGUUUUACCUUAAUUGUUUUAUUUAUCGAUGGAACUUCUUGGGGUAUUUCUCCAGUGAGGGCAUGGUUUAGCAUUUUUAAUUACGGUGAUGCUGUGUAGCCUGGGACUGCAGAGAACAUGUGGAUGUAAAAGUGGUUUAAUAAAGCCGUGUGCCAUUAA